Messenger RNA from Zerene cesonia (dogface butterfly), 1524 nucleotides. RefSeq names its product NF-kappa-B essential modulator (gene key). Gene Ontology annotation, biological process: regulation of canonical NF-kappaB signal transduction. The record is from RefSeq and is a predicted model, not a curated record. The coding region runs from base 1 to 1353 and encodes 450 amino acids. Gene Ontology annotation, cellular component: nucleus; cytoplasm. Gene Ontology annotation, molecular function: K63-linked polyubiquitin modification-dependent protein binding. NCBI's taxonomy places the organism in Eukaryota, Metazoa, Arthropoda, Insecta, Lepidoptera, Pieridae. The transcript has 12 exons.
AUGGCUGUUAUAGUUGAAAAUGAGAAAUUAACUUGGCAGAAAGAAUCUUUGGAGCACAUAGUCGAUGCGACAUCUAAGGAAAGGGAUGACGUUAAAGAGAAAUUGAAGAAGAUAGAGUUGGAAUUUUCACAUUACAAAUGCGGCAUGCAUGAUAUGGUCAAAAAUUAUAAGGAACAAGUGAAAGAAUUGAACACAAAACUGCAAGAGGCUUCGAAAAAUGAAUCUUCUAUUGCAGAAAUAAGAAAGAGAGACGAAAUGACUCACCAGCUAGAAGCUAAAGUGACAGCUCUUCAAACCGAAUAUAAGGCUGCGCAAUUGAAAAUAUUAGACUUGGAGAAUAUCAAGUUGGAGUUUGCGCAAUAUAAAUGUGGCGUUAACGAUAUGGUGAAAACUUAUAAGGAACAAAUACAAGAAUUGAAUCUAAGAAUUAAGGAUGUACAGAAAAUUGUUUUCCAACCCGUAUACACGACAAACGAGGGCGCUGAGAAAUCGUCCCAAUAUGCUGGCUACUUGACUAACGUUCAAAUGUACAAUCGCACACUUAAGCAUCUAGCUGAACACCUCAAUAGCUUGACCAAUGGUUUAUCCGACGGGCUUGUGAAAACUUUAGGUGCAUUGAUAACUGCUCAAGAGUUCAAAUUGGAAAGGGCCUCAAUAGAGAAGCUUCGAAGUGCCCUGGCCGAUGUUAAACAGCAUAUUGAGAAACAACAUAGCAAUGUUGUGAGUAAUAUCGGUGAAGUGAAAGGCACACUGACAAUAUUCGAUGGGAUUUUCAAAGAUUACAAUGAAUUAUUGAAGAAGGCAGUCACCAAAAAAGAUAGCCCUCCGCCAAGUGCGAGCGUCGAGCAAUUAACAGCUGCGCUAGUGGCGAGGGGCGAGGAGGUGCAAGCGUUGGAGAACGAGAUAGCCAUGUUGAUUGGGAAUAAGGAGGAUUGCGAUUUGCUAAAGGCACAAGUCGACCUGUACAGAAGCGAUUUUGAAGCGGAACGACAAUCUCGCGAAAUGAUGGCCAGCGAGAAGGAGAUGCUGGCCACGGACCUCAGGGUGUUGCAGAAGAAGCACGAUGAGUUGACGGAACACCUGGAGCAAGUGCGCAGGGCAAGUCCAGCUAUUUACAGCACAGCGAAAGCCAAAGCGCAAGCAAAAGCAGCACAGACGCCAAAACCGAUAACUAGCACGCAUAGAAAUGCUACUGCAUCUGCUACUACUGUUACCACUGCCGGGCCUAAUGCUGCUACUGCGGCUACUGCGGCUACUAAGACGAUUUACAAAUGUCCAAAGUGCUUACAUUUCUCCAGCGAUCAGUAUAAAGUUAUGGAGGACCAUUUCGACUACUGCCUGGACGACUUUUAAGCUAUUAACUACAUAUAGGACGAGUAUACGAUUUCACUAUAGAUAGAUAAAUUUGAUUGUAUAAUAUAUUAUAUGGAAAAUUACCAAUCUGUUAGAAAAAAAUUCCUGGUCUGAAAUAUUGGAAUUGAGCGAUGAGAAAAAACUUGAAGUUUUUUUUUUUGUUUCGAAUAU